Messenger RNA from Mycena citricolor, 1422 nucleotides. Lineage: Eukaryota; Fungi; Basidiomycota; Agaricomycetes; Agaricales; Mycenaceae. The record is from the annotation of a GenBank genome assembly.
AUGCUGGGACUGGGAGGAGAGAAACAGAUGGCCGCACAGAUAUGGAGGGCGAUGGAGGACGGUUACGGGAAGAGUACAAUUGCUGGGCGACUAGUCGCAGAGAACGCAUGGAACGCAUGCAAGCUCGAGAAGUACCUCAACAACAAAGACCCUGUCAAGGCAUAUGUCAAUGCCAAGUUCUUGGCCUGGUGUGACUUCACAUCCCAGGGUGCGGUUAACAAUGAACGGACCUAUAUUGCAGGUCUAGUUGCCGGACUAUCAAGUGAAUUCAUCCCUAUAAUCCCGAUGAUCAUCAAUGCAGCGACACCUAUCGAGGCUCACCAGAUCACCAAAAGCUUCAAGAGUGUCGUUAAUAUUGUUGGAGGCGUUACCCCGUCGUCCACUGUGAUGGCCACCAAUGCAGCGGCGGUCCCCGUUACGUGCAGCAACUGCAAGAAGCGCGGCCACACAAUCGAGAAAUGCUGGUCAAAGGGCGGUGGUCGCAAGGGGCAAGCCCCAGCCUGGUUUGGUCGUCGUGGCGGCAAUCAAAAUGGCGAUGGGGGCAGCGGCGGGAACCAGGAUGUUACAACGUCGAUGAAUGUGAUUGCGCUGCAUGCGGUGGCCAGCCUUGCCACUUGCGACACGACACUAGACAACGCAGGCUUCCCUGAAGCACCGGACUUGAUUGAUGGGGUGGACAUGGGAAACCGACCGGAGAUCUUUGUAGCCACUGCGAACCCGAUGGUGUAUUCGGUUGUGGGUCAGGUAGUCCCCACAUACCUGGAUUCCGGAACUUCCGAUCACUGCUUCACCAAUAGAUCCGAUUUCUCUUCUUAUGUGCCGCAGUCGCGAACUGGUCAAGCUGCGCCAGUUGGAGAGGCAGGAACAUUCAAGAUCCUUGGAAAAGGGACCGUCAUAAAAGAAUUCAUGGUGAAUGGUGGAAACAAGUUGGGUGUUCAGGUCUUAGACGGCGUUAUGGUCGGAUACCUCGGAGGUGACUCAGGUUACCGGAUCUUGACCAAUGGGGGAAAAGUGGUUGCGGCUGGGGACGUAAUAUUUGAGCAUGGUAACCCGCACCGCACACUGGCCAAUGUCGAUGCCCCCACUGACAACGACCUUGCCCCACCUCCUACCGCUAUCUCACCAUCUACUGCACCGACUGCCAAGACGUCAGCUAGCUCAUCUGUAUUGCCCGCGGAUCAGAUCGCCACUACCCCACCGCUUGUAUCGCUUCCAGAGGCGGGCCCAGACGCCAUGCCGCCUCUACCUACCAUAAUAGCUGAGCCUGCUCUGCCGCCACACCGCUCUGGUCGUUCCGCUCAUGCGUCCCAUCGUGCAAUCAAAUCACGGGAAUCAGAAGCCCGUGUGGCUGCUGAUGCUCAAGCGGGGAGGGACUACGCGCUGGAGGAGGCACAGCCCAGGUGCAGGAAAGUGCAGGGGUAG